AUGCUCAAUAAGGUGAUUCUCUCACAAGCUCAUCAACCUGGCAAGUGGUUGAUGGCACUUCAGUGCAAAAUUGAUGACCAGAGUUCUGACUUCAACCGUGUUGUUGCCAGUAGCACACAUGACUUGGCCAUCGUCAUUGAGGCUGUUGAUGAAGAUGGGCUGGUUCCUCAUGAACCUGUCCCUCUUGUUGACCUUAACCUCCCUAUUUCACCCAUUCCUAUUCUUGUUGGUGAUGAUGACAAAGCUGAGCAAGUCCCUGUUCCGGUACUCACCCAGUUAGCACAAGCGAUCACCUAUCUUGCUCGCUCCACUGCUUGUCCGGCUCCAAUCCCUGUUCCGGUUCCUGCUCCUGUACAACCUCCCUGUCAGAGACCAGGUGCAGGACGAGGGAGACGUCCCCAUGGUGGAGGGCUUCAGCCUCAGCAACUUAGACCAGGAGCGCUGUGCCUAGUUACAUGUCUGUGCCCUAACUUACUGACUGGCAACAAGAACUACAAGAGGGAAAAUCUAGUCAAUUUUAUCACUGGGGUGUAA
This is a messenger RNA of Cantharellus anzutake, 534 nucleotides long. RefSeq lists its product as uncharacterized. The record is from RefSeq and is a predicted model, not a curated record. The coding region runs from base 1 to 534 and encodes 177 amino acids. The transcript is spliced from 3 exons. NCBI's taxonomy places the organism in Eukaryota, Fungi, Basidiomycota, Agaricomycetes, Cantharellales, Hydnaceae.